Molecule: messenger RNA, 1110 nt
Organism: Ilex paraguariensis (yerba mate)
Lineage: Eukaryota; Viridiplantae; Streptophyta; Magnoliopsida; Aquifoliales; Aquifoliaceae
Source: the annotation of a GenBank genome assembly
AUGACAAGUGCUUACCAGAUUACCAUCUCAAUAACGAACUGGCUUAUGGCUUGCCUUCCAGACCGAGUCACUUGUGAAGCAUUUGUUCCCUCCAAGUUAGCAUUCUCCUCUUGCUCCACCACGCUAGAAUUAACUUCGCUCCCCCUAUCACCAGACUCCCUUAAUUCUCAAGAAGAAAGGUUUUUAGACAUUACUGGUGAUGACAGUGGUGAUGAGAUACUAGAAGAGGCAGGAGCCAAAGAAGUCACUAGCAAGCUCAUUGGCAAUUCUUUAUCUGCUCCAGACAUCAAAAAGAACUCACAAACCCCCUUCUCUCUCUCACACACACACACAGAAGAGAAGACCCAUCUUACUCACACAAUCAAAUGGGCCAAAUGGAGAGCAAAAGUGGGUGUUAGUAAAUUUUGGAAAAAUCUGAUUGAUAGUCCCACUUUCAUUUCCAUUCAUUUACAACACAAUAACGACAACAAGGACAAUGCCCAUAUGGUGGUAUACUAUCACAAUGAGCUUAGGGACUUGGGGGACAUCGUCUUGUUCCCGGACAAAACGUUUACAGUGCCCACAUAUCACAAUAUGGGUAUAUCCAUCCCCGUAUUUAAUCGGCUUGGUGGUCCUAUUAAUGGUGUUUUUUUCCUAUGUGACAGACAUGAACGCAUUGCUUUGUGGAAUCCCGCGACAAGAGCAUUCAGGGCUCUGCCAUUGUGGCGCACGAAAUUGUUUCCGCAUGAUUGGAUCCCUUGUCACUGCGGCUUUGGAUUCGGAUUUGAUCCCACCAGUGAUGAUUACAAGGUAGUUUGGAUUCGGACUUUUGAUGAUGGGAACAUCGAUAAAUGGGACCCAUGGAUGGAUCCCAUACAUGUUGCUGUGUACACUUUGAGCACAGAUUCAUGGAAAGAUUUCAAGGAGGACUUCAAAGAGAUUCAAGGGCCACCUGAUCUUCACCAAGACUCAGAAUGCGAGAUUCUUACGUUGUACAACGGCACUAUUGCGCUGAUUUAUUCUCAUUCACGAGUGCCACUAGAUGCCUGGGAAUCAGCUGAGCAGUCAUCAGUUACCGUGUGGGUACUGAUGGAGGAGGAGGACAGAUGGGAUGUUGGAUCAAGCAAUUGA